GAUAGCUACUCGUUAUAUAAGUUCAAAGAUCCCAGAACGAAUGAAAAAAGUCAAUCACUUUUGGAAACAACUGAAGCAGAUUACCUAUCAGGGAACGGUAAAAAGCGAGUGCCGCAACCAGAGCGCGAGGGGAAGAUCGGAUUUGGACGGCUGAGAUGGCGACGGAGAAGCAACAGUUGCGAUAGCGAGACUACGGCGGCGAACGAGGAGGAAGCUAAAGGAGAAUUGAAUCUGAAAUCCAUAAAGGCUAUGGAUCGAAAGCUUAUUGACUCAGAGAGAUGGAAGAGAGAUGGAUGCAGGCAGAGACGGGGAUUUUCUCUUUCUUUUUUA
Striga asiatica is the source of this 330-nucleotide messenger RNA. The record is from the annotation of a GenBank genome assembly. NCBI's taxonomy places the organism in Eukaryota, Viridiplantae, Streptophyta, Magnoliopsida, Lamiales, Orobanchaceae.